AUGCAAUCAAUAAUUUGUUCACAUCAUCUCUGCCUUGCUCCUCCUCCUACUGUCCUCUGCAACCGUCUGCUCUGCCACCGUGUUCCUUCAAUCCGCCUCACAAACCAUCGCUCUGCUACCACCUCCCUCCGUCUCUUCACUUGUGCAGCAGCGAGUAAAAAGAGUGAAAUCAUGGCAGCAGCGAAAGAAGAUGGUCAAGAUCCGAGAAUCCCUAAGAUCGCUUCUUCCAUUAGAGUCAUCCCUGACUUCCCUAAACCAGGGAUCAUGUUUCAGGACAUAACGACGCUGCUUCUGGACACUGAGGCCUUUAAGGAUACCAUUGAUAUUUUUGUUGAACGAUACAAAGGCAAAGGCAUUUCUGUUGUUGCAGGUGUUGAAGCUAGAGGAUUCAUUUUUGGCCCUCCUAUUGCCUUGGCUAUUGGUGCCAAAUUUGUUCCCAUGAGGAAGCCCAAGAAGCUACCUGGGAAGGUUAUCUCGGAGGAGUAUUCAUUGGAGUAUGGAACAGAUAAGAUAGAGAUGCAUGUAGGUGCAGUAGAGCCUGGUGAGCGUGCUAUCAUCAUAGAUGACCUCAUUGCCACUGGUGGUACUCUCGCUGCUGCCAUCCGACUUCUUGAGCGAGUAGGAGUGAAGAUAGUGGAGUGUGCAUGCGUGAUAGAGUUACCAGAGCUGAAGGGAAGGGAGAAACUAGGAGAUGCGCCACUAUUUAUUCUUGUAACCUCAGAUGCUGCUUAAUAACAAGAAAGAAAACCCUGAAAGGAAAAUUGUUGUGGGAAGGGUAUCAAAAUGUUAGGUUUCUUUGUGUGUUCCUUUGGGAUUUGAUGAUCACUUUCUUCUCGUUGUCAACUUAUAUCAUAACAGGCUUGGACUAUAGCAUUCUGCAUGCCAGGAUUUGAUUGCAUCCAAAAUAAAGUUCAAAUUAUUUAAGUGCAUUUCUAAUCUGUAUUAUUCUAUUUUUUC
Messenger RNA from Eruca vesicaria subsp. sativa (arugula), 957 nucleotides. Lineage: Eukaryota; Viridiplantae; Streptophyta; Magnoliopsida; Brassicales; Brassicaceae. The record is from the annotation of a GenBank genome assembly.